This is a messenger RNA of Lycium barbarum (goji berry), 381 nucleotides long. RefSeq lists its product as uncharacterized. Gene Ontology annotation, biological process: chromatin remodeling. NCBI's taxonomy places the organism in Eukaryota, Viridiplantae, Streptophyta, Magnoliopsida, Solanales, Solanaceae. The transcript is spliced from 2 exons. Gene Ontology annotation, cellular component: nucleus. The record is from RefSeq and is a predicted model, not a curated record. Bases 1 to 381 code for a protein of 126 amino acids.
AUGACGAUUAAGCUGGUUGUUGGAGGGUUUAUUUUGCACAUUAUUAGUGCUUACGCGCCGCAAGCGGGCUUGGGCGAGGAGGCGAAAAGACGUUUUUGGGAGGAUUUGGACGAGAUGAUGGGAAGUAUACCGUCCACUGAGAAUCUAUUCAUCGGAGGAGAUUUCAAUGGGCACAUUGGGUCAAUUUCAGGGGGAUAUGACGAUGUGCAUGGAGGUUGUGGUUUCGGGGACAGGAACGGAGGAGGAGUUGCACUGUUGGAUUUUGCAAAAGCCUUUGGGUUGAUGAAGCAACAGAAACUCACUCUGGACAGAUCAAAAGUUGUACAACAGCCUAAGGGCAAAUGGCAGACACUAGGUACAAAUGUUUUGCUAGAAGCUUAA